CUUCUCUUCUCUCCGCCUCUGCAAAAAGUUUUAAACCCUAAUCAACUAAAUUUGUCCUCCCUCUCUCUCUCUCUCUCUCUCUAUCCGGGGGACAUACAUGGCUGAGAAAAAUGGGAACUUGGUGGGUAGUGAGACUCCCAAAGACCAGAAAAACCCCUUCUCUUUCUUCCCCAACCUCGGUUUCAAAUUCCCAUUUCAAUUCCCCAAGAAGGAGCCGAAACCAGUGAAAAAACCCGAACUUGCCGCUGGCGAGAGCGAGGGCGAGAGCAGGAGCGAGAAGCCUGACGUUGUGAGCUUCCCUCCCAAGCCUUUGGAGUCUCCGCCUCCGUUGAAGCUCGAGGUUGAGGAAGAGUCCGGGAAGACUUCGAAUCCGGUGAUUUUAUGGCAGGUUUAUGCUAUUGGGGGCUUCCUCAUCUUGAGGUGGGUCUGGGGAAGAUGGCAAGAGAGGAAGGCCAGAAAGGGCAGUGAUGAUCAAGCUACCGAAGAUGCCCAAGACUCGGCACCUGAUGAUUCCACUCCCCAUUAGCAUAAUGAUCACUGACUCUUUCUUACUAUGUCGUGUGGUAUAGUGGUUUUGUAUACUCUCCUCUCUCAUAACUUGGUUCAGUGUAUAAACCCUCCUGAUGGUUUAGUGAACUGAAAGGCUUUUCUAAAAAACUUGGCUCGCAUUGUAUAUCCAAGACGAACCCGGGUUUCGCCUGCUGCAGGUACUCAGCUGUCGCCAAGAUUUGGUCUUUUGAAUUGCUUUCACGAAGAAUAGCGUUUGGAAACACAAAAGUUCAGUUUACAAAAUCAGUUUCUUUAGGGCGUUUGAAUGUGGCCACCGAUGAUUCAAACACUCACUUUGUUGUUUCUCA
Messenger RNA from Rhodamnia argentea, 857 nucleotides. RefSeq lists its product as uncharacterized. Bases 98 to 526 code for a protein of 142 amino acids. Lineage: Eukaryota; Viridiplantae; Streptophyta; Magnoliopsida; Myrtales; Myrtaceae. The transcript has 2 exons. The record is from RefSeq and is a predicted model, not a curated record.